Molecule: messenger RNA, 701 nt
Organism: Solanum verrucosum
Lineage: Eukaryota; Viridiplantae; Streptophyta; Magnoliopsida; Solanales; Solanaceae
Product: 40S ribosomal protein S23
Exons: 4
Coding region: 46-474 (142 amino acids)
Biological process (GO): translation
Cellular component (GO): ribosome; cytosolic small ribosomal subunit
Molecular function (GO): structural constituent of ribosome
Source: RefSeq, a predicted model, not a curated record
CUCAACCCUCCAGCUGCUGCAGCGAGACAACUUCCUUCUGUCACAAUGGGGAAGACACGUGGAAUGGGAGCUGGUCGUAAACUUAAGUCCCACCGUCGGAGGCAGAGGUGGGCUGACAAGUCUUACAAGAAAUCUCAUCUUGGUAAUGAAUGGAAAAAGCCAUUUGCAGGAUCAUCUCACGCCAAGGGGAUUGUUCUUGAGAAAAUUGGUAUUGAAGCUAAGCAGCCUAACUCUGCCAUUAGAAAGUGUGCUCGAGUUCAGUUGAUAAAGAACGGGAAGAAGAUAGCUGCUUUUGUACCCAAUGAUGGUUGUUUGAACUACAUUGAAGAGAAUGAUGAGGUGUUGAUUGCUGGAUUUGGUCGUAAAGGACAUGCUGUGGGAGAUAUUCCUGGUGUUAGGUUCAAGGUUGUGAAGGUGUCUGGUGUUUCACUUUUGGCUCUCUUCAAAGAGAAGAAAGAGAAGCCCAGAUCUUAAUUAUCACUUUCUGGUCAAAAUGCAAGUGUGUUCUGAAUGAAUUUUUGUUAGGAUACAAAAUACCAUUUUCUUUUCUAGUAUAGUUUGUCAUGCCUGUCCAUGAAUAUAUCUAGGACAUUUGUUUCACCUUCUGAAAAUGAAUUGAAUGAUCCGUGGAAUUUUGGAUCAAGUUGUUGGAAGUUGAAAGCAAUUAGUUUUCCUUCCUACUAUAAGAGUACUUUUUUGAA